Molecule: messenger RNA, 2539 nt
Organism: Oncorhynchus kisutch (coho salmon)
Lineage: Eukaryota; Metazoa; Chordata; Actinopteri; Salmoniformes; Salmonidae
Exons: 5
Coding region: 691-1923 (410 amino acids)
Source: RefSeq, a predicted model, not a curated record
CUUUUGCGCCCCGUCCAGUAGAGCCCCCAUUCUUUCCUUAAUACAUAUGUAGAUGUGGUUUAAGUACAGUAAUUGUAAUAACUGUAUGUGAGGUGAAUCCUAUUAUGUGUCAUUUGAUAUUUCCUCUUACAAGGGACACACGCAUUUCGUUACACCCACAUUAACAUCUGUUAAAUAUGUGUAUGUGACCAAUACAAUCUGAUUUGACAAGGGAAGGGCGUCAUGAUGAGUUAGGUUAUUGUCGGACACAGUCCAGCCAGUGUAGGCCAAGCAUGCCCAGGUAUUGUAGGCUAUAGCAUAUAGGCCCUGGGUCAUUAUAUUUCUUAGGCCUAUUGAUUGCAUAUUGCAAAGGUUGUUCCAUCUAUGUGUUACAAAUAUGCUAUAACAAUUCAAUGCAAUAUUUUAAGGCAAUAUUCCCGAAUUGAUUGCCUGCCCCGAAGACACAUUUAUUGACAGUUAUCAAAUACCUCAAAAGUUGAAUUAAUCAUUAAAAAAAACGAGUUAAUAAAAAAUGGUACUACAGUUAAAAAGUCGUUAGUUGUACGGCGUCAUGUCGGCUGAUGCUGUGGUUACCAUGUAACGGGACUGGAGUCUUUUACGCAACAAUGUGGACCAAUGUCAUGAACAUGGGCCUACAAAAUCCUACGCCACAAUUAAUGAAGUUAUAGUCUAUGAUAAAAGCAAAGUGUCAUGAAACGACAUAUUAAAUGUUGUGCGAAAGAAGAACAGGAUCGACUUUCAACUGCACAUUUAUUGGAGGUCGGCGAUGACUGUGAUGAUGACUAUGAUCAAACAGAGAGCAAUGACGGAGUCGGUGCCUGGUCGCAAGAUGCAUGUAGUUACAGGAUUGAUAUUUGCACCAAGGACAAACUUUCCAGAAAAAUAAUUUCAUAUCAGAGAAGAGAGUGUGCAGAGAAUACAUGUGAUGUCAUAUCGCAAUCUCAGCAUUACAACGACCCUGAGCGGUUCAUUGAACAAUACAGAAGUGACCGAUUGCGCCGUUUCCCCUGUCACACACAUAUCCCUACACAUCCGGGGACAUGGGUGGUGCUCAAAAGCUGCGAGGAAGAGCCCUUCGAUUUUACCAUGCCACCAAUCAGAGGUAAAAACAACAGCGCUACUGGAGACUACUUGGAGCAACAAUAUGCACUUAUAUCUGAAAAAAGAGACACGUUUCCCAAACACAAACAGACGGAUGAAUGUAAAAAGUUAUCUUCUGCAUGUGUUCAAGAUGAUGAAAUGCUCUGUUUUACCUGCCACGCUAUGCUAAGGUCAUUUCAAAAUUGUGGAGACAAGGAGCUGUCCUACUAUGAGCCAAAUGGCACAGUCUACUCACCUAUCAACAACAUGGGCAUCAAGCUGCUGACAGUGCAACAAACGCACACCUCGUUGGACGCCUUGCGGAGGAACCAGCGACUCAGGAGCAGCGCUGUCAUCAGGAGGCACCCACGAGCCAAUAAGAGUGCCACCUUAGGGGACAUCUCCCUGUCAACAUUCAAAAACAACGUGGUGUGGUGUAACGGCUAUCGAGAGACCUCUUCCAUGCAGGCCGCCGCUCUCCCUCAUGUUCCCAGUUCUUCAUCCAAGAAAGGAAACAAUAAGGCUAAUCCUUUUACGGUCAAAGGGUUGAGAAGGCUCCCUCCAAGUCAGAAUGGGACCAGGCCUGGCCGCUCCUUUCCCGAGUCAUCUCCUCCCAGUGGGAGAUCCAUCACCCCAGGCACCCAGAUCUCCUCCACCACCCCCUUACCUCCAUCACACCCCUGGAAGUCCAGCUCUACAUGCUACCUGACCCCUCCACAGUUGGCACCCACGAAGCCCCUGGUGGUCCAGCAGAGGAAAAAGAGAUGGUGCCCUCUCCGAGACGGUGAGAGGGUUGGCUUUGCAGAGAUUUUGUUGAAACAGAGGAUAAUGGUAUUACAUUAAAUGCAGUUACAUUUUCUAUGCUAAUUCGUAUCAUACAGACUCUUUGCUCCUUGUCCUAAAAGUAAUACAUAGGAAAAGUUAUAAUUGUGUUUAAUUGUGAAAUGUGUUACCUUCUAUGUACUGUGUAAUGAAUUCCCUUUACAAAAAAACAGGUGCACUGCCAACUUUAUCCAUCACCACUAGAGGGCAGCGGUGACUGUUACUAAAGUUUUGGAUCGUGAAUUAUUAUAGUAGGUAAUAAGAACUUCCACUUGUUUCCCUCAAAAUCAAAAAAUGAGGGGUACAUGUGAAGAUGAGUAACGCAACAUUUACUUUGAUAUGUAUACUUCCAACGAGAAUGGAUCAAUUAUGGAACAGAAGAUUUGCAUAUAUUUAAACAGGAGAAUGGUGUGGAAACAUAACAAUCCCAGUUUACUGAUGAAUGGUGAACCUGAUUUCUAUGUUGGCAUAACAUUACUACUACACUGUAUUGGCCAUUGAGUUCACAGUUGACAAGUGUCUACUGAAUUAUAUCAGCACAUAAAUAAAAGAAGAUGGUCUACAAUAUAAGAUCGCGACAGAAUCUCAGGUUACCAAAAUUGCUCACGCUUUUCAAAUGGGUAAACCAGAGUCAAUC